Messenger RNA from Chelonia mydas (Green sea turtle), 7769 nucleotides. RefSeq names its product transmembrane protein 67 (gene TMEM67). Gene Ontology annotation, cellular component: ciliary transition zone; MKS complex. The transcript is spliced from 28 exons. The coding region runs from base 801 to 3536 and encodes 911 amino acids. Lineage: Eukaryota; Metazoa; Chordata; Testudines; Cheloniidae. Gene Ontology annotation, biological process: cilium assembly. The record is from RefSeq and is a predicted model, not a curated record.
CAUUGUUUGCACGUGAACUACCUGCGAAGUGGUGGCAAGUCUCCAGUGAUCACCCAUGGAUAGUGGGGUAGUGAUGCUUCUAGGGGAAAGUGGUGAUCUAGGGAAUUUUGUCUUAAGACUUUUUGAUUUUCACAGUAGCAUAGGUGGGUUGAAUUUACAGUACAUUCACCAUCCUGGGCAGUAACUUUACCUUGUGGGAACGUUGCAAGACAAGUUUCUCAUUUCUGCGGUGUUCAGUUUAUUUGUGGUUUGGGGUUUGUUUUUAAGAAUAGGAGUAAACCUGAAAUGUAGGUCUUAUUUUUAUUGUCUAGUUUUACCACAGUAAUACUGCUGAGGAAGAAAUUCAGUCUCCUCCAAAUGUGUGAAUCUUGGACAGAUAUGAAGCAGAGAAAGAGGAAGGUUUAAAAAAAUGCAUCAUUUUGACCAGCUGAAUGUAAUUCCGAUGUGAUCAGCUUUUUCAUUUCGUGUAACAAUUGUCCCAAGCGACAAGCCUAGAAAUGAGAGAACAAAGUUUGUUAGUCUUUUCCUUUUUGUGUUAAAUAUGCGUAAAUGUGGUGCUCAUUAACUGAAGAGUUGAUAGUAUUAAUCAAGGUUCUUUCCACAAUACGUGGCUGACAUCCGAUGAUGUUUAUAAGUAUUUCUGGGUCUUUUACACUUGUAAAUUUCUGCAAACAUUUACUUGAUCAGAUAGGUCCAGUACUGUAGAACCUCAAAGAUACAAACACCAGAGUUACUGACUGAAGGGUCACAGGUGCCUGUAUCUUAAAGGUAUUUCAUGUGUAUGUCUACCAGGAUUCAAGAUGGUUUCUAAUAAUGGUGGGCCUUCUGUUGUUUGUGAAAAAUGCCCAGAGAAUAUGAGUGGCGUUACUGAAGAUGGAUGGAAUUGUAUUACUUGUCCUAAAGGCUUAACUACAGAAGGAAAAUGUAAAUGCGCCAUUAAUGAAAUUUUAGUGGAAAGAGAUGUUAAUGGCAAGUUAUUGAAUGAAGCAUUGUGUAGACGCUGUGAUGCAAAUGAACCAUCAUUCUCUGCUUCAAAUGUCUUAGGAGAUAGGUGUAUAAGAUGUGAACAAACAUUCAUCAAUAUAAGCGAGUCUUGUGACUGUUCGGAGCCAAAUAUUUUGACAGGAGGGUUAUGCUUUAGUAACAGCAGAAAUUUCCCCUCAAAGCCAGUUGCAACUGUACGUUAUGGACAGCUAGGUAUAACAGUGGUAUCAGCAUGGUUUCUGAAAAACCUACAAGCAUCAGCAGCUGCUUGUUGGCUGUACUCCAAUCUAACAUCAUGCCAAGCGCUUGGAAAUAUGUGUGUGAUGAACAUGAACUCGUUAAGCUCCAUCACUAGUGAUGCAUGUGGUCUGUUUCAGUAUGUCUAUGCAAAUACAGCAGGGCUAGGCACCGUUCAUUCAGUGUCCUUCUGGAGACAGAAUCUUCCAUGGCUGUACUAUGGUGACCAGCCAGGAUUAGCAUCUCAAGUACUUGAUACAACCCAGUUCCCUACAAGCUUCAGUUUUAAAGGAACAAACAAGAAUAUAAAACUGCAGCUUAUCGCAGCUUCAUAUGAUGCAGAGGGAAACUUUCUUAAAUGGCAAAAUUUGGAAGGAGGUGUCUUGCAGCUUUGUCCUGACACGCUGACUAGACUGAAUGCGGCUUAUACUUUUGGAACAACUUAUCAACAAAGUUGUACAGUUUCUGUUUCCAAGAUGUUAUUGGAUUUUGCUACUCCAAUAUUUUAUGAUGUGUACCUUGAAUAUCAUGAUGAUGAUAGUGGACAGCAAUAUCUGUGGGCCGUGCCAGUUUUAAACUUAAAUCUUCAAUACAAUGAAAUGUCUGUGAAUCAAGGCAGCAAUAUGAACAAUUGGCUUUUGACUCGUCGGAUGUUUUUGGUGGAUAGUUUAAGUGGACAAGAGAAUGACUUGGGAAGACAACCAAGAAUAAUUCGAAUUGCUAGCAAAAUAACCAUCAGUAUUCGUCUUAUUCCCAAUACUCAGAGAGGAACUAUCUAUCCCCCUCUAAUUACCAUUUCCUACAAGGAUGUUCUUGUCCAAAACCCAGAUGCCCAGAGUAUAAUGGUUUCCUUCUCAGUUAAUUAUGAAAUGAACCAAUCAGAGGCUCAAAUUCAGACAAAGAUUGCAUUGGGUGUGCUUGGUGGACUGGCAGUUUUAUGGUCUCUUCUGAAGACUGCUGGCUGGAAGAGGCGGAUAGGGAGCCCUAUAAUUGACUUGCAGACAGUUUUGAAGUUCUUGCUGUUUUAUGCUGGAGACCUUGCCAAUGUUUUCUUUAUCAUCACAGUGGGAACAGGGCUUUACUGGCUUAUUUUCUUCAAAGCACAGCAGUUUGUCUCAGUUCUUUUACCACUUCCAUCUCAAGAAGAGGAUUUUGUUACAUUUGUAGGAUGUGCUUUCGCUCUAAAGGCUCUGCAAUUUUUGCAUAAGCUGUUUUCGCAACUUACUGUAGAGGUUUUCUUUAUUGACUGGGAGCGACCUAAAGGCAAAGUCCUUAAAGCCGUUGAAGGUGAGGGUGGCAUAAAAAGUGCUGCUGCACCUGUGAGCAUAUGGAGGACAUAUUUUAUAGCAAAUGAAUGGAAUGAAAUUCAGACUGUGAGGAAGAUAAAUCCACUCUUUCAAGUGCUUGCAGUUCUUUUCUUUUUGGAGGUUGUUGGAUUUUCACACCUGGCAUUAAUGGAUUCUUCUACAAGUCUUACAAGAAGCAGUGAGAGUUACAUAGCUCCCUGGAGUCGCAUUCUGAGAUUUGGUGUGUCUACUGUCCUCUGGCUAGUCAUUGCCAUGUUACAGAUCAUAUUCUUUGCUGUAUUUUAUGAGAGAUUUGUAGAAGAUAAAAUAAGACAAUUUGUUGAUUUGUGCUCUGUGAGCAAUAUUUCAGUGUUUCUCUUGUCACACAGAUGCUUUGGGUAUUAUAUCCAUGGUCGGUCUGUGCAUGGACAUGCAGAUACCAAUAUGGAAGAAAUGAAUAUGAACCUAAAGAGAGAAGCGGAAAAUUUGUGUAGUCAAAGAGGCUUAUUACCCAACACAGAUGGCCAGACAUUUCAGAUUUCCAUUUCAAACAAGAUGAGACAGCAGUAUGAUAGGAUUCAUGAAACCCUAAGAAGGAAACAUGGUCCUGCUAGACUUUUAGAUUCAUCUGCAACUACUUUUGAACAGAGUACUAAGGCAUACCAUACCAUGAACAAAUUUCUUGGCUCCUUUAUUGACCAUGUUCAUAAGGAUAUGGAUUAUAUUGUAAAGGACAAGUUGCUGCUUGAACGAAUUAUUGGCAUGGAGUUCAUGGAACCAAUGGAAAAAAGUAUCUUUUACAAUGAUGAAGGACAUUCUUUCAGUGAUGUUCUCUUUUAUGGCAAUGAGGCCACACUUCUCAUCUUCGAUAUACUGUUUUUCUCUGUUGUGGAUUUGGCUUCCCAAAGUUUUGUCCUAGCAGCCGUUCUUACAUAUUUGCAACAGGAGAUUUUUAGGUUUAUUCGUAAUACUGCUGGGCAGAAGAAUUUGGCAUCCAAAACCUUGGUGGAUGAAAGAUUUCUUAUUUAGUUGACUCAAAAGUUGAAAUACUUUGUAAAGGAGCUGAUCAUGGAAUGAAGCCGUCCUGAGCUACAGAUUAGUCUGCAGUGCUAUGUAAAUAUUAAUGUAAAUCUUUUGACUUUUUUCUUUUUAUUUCGUGUGCUAGAAAGUUUUGUUUUUGUAUAACUUUCAGAUGUUUGUGUUGUGAAUAGUAAACCAAAUGUCUUGAAACAAAUGGUACGUGACACCAAGUCAGUCAGAAAUCAAGCUGAGUGCUGUAAUUAACACAAGAUAAAAUCCAUUUAUUGCCUUCAGUGAGGGUAUAUGCCAUUUCUUUUUAGGAGAUAAUUUCAGGGCUUCUGUUGCUGACUGGGGUCAUAGUUUUCCUCAUAUAUACAUGUUUCCAAAAUAGCUUAAAGAAAUUAUCCCUUAUUUUCAGAAUUUACUAUGAAAUACAAUAUUCAUCAAAUGUAUUUCAGGUUCACCACAAAUGGGGAUCUGCCCUGAAUUCCUAACUACUAUUUAAACAAAUACUUAGAAGACCUUUGAGACUAAGUAGUUGAAUCUUUCUCACUUAUCUAAAACAACUUCAGUGUGAAAGUUUAAACUGUGUGAUUGCUGAUGUGGUUUGAUCCACAUUAGCCCACCCUUUGGGUUUGUCUAAUGUAUCAUUGGGGCAGUAUUGUUUUUUUUUUUUCUUUCUGCACUGAUUACACAUAACAGCACAUGUGUGGUUGAACGUUUGGUAGUCUCACAACCAUAGAGCUGUGUGGCCCAGUGAAUAGGGCAAAGGAUGGAGAUGCAGGAGGCCUUGAUUGUGUUCCUGAUCUUUUGUGGAAUUAAUGUUACCUUGAGCAGGUCACUUAACUGCUCUGUGCUUGUUUUCAUAGCCGUGAAAUUGGGGCACUGAUACUUAUCUUUUUGAACUGCUUUGAGAUGCUCUGUGGAUGGAAAGAACUGUGCAAGUGCCUAUUCUUAUAUUAUUGUUUUAAUAUAUUCCCCGAUUAUCCCAUUUUCUGACAUCAUUCCAUCAUAAUUUAACAUAGUGACCAUAUCCCACAUAAACUACUUCAGCCAUUGGAAUGUAAUCACCUGAAUAGUUGUUAAAAUGCUGCUUACUAAAGGUUCAGGGAGAUUUUCAAAGGCUAAAGGGGCAGGUGAGUGCCUAAUCCCCAAUUGUGCCUUUGAAAAGUCUCCCUGCCAGUAUGUUUUAAAAUAACAUUUUUUUUUUAGUAAAUGAUUACUCCACUGCAUGGUAUCACAGUUUCAUAGCCACGCUACUUGUCUCAAGAUAAUUCAGCAGGGAACAUGCAUCCGCAAAAAACAUAAAGAUCCGAGUUCAGAAAAGCAUCUCUAUUUAAGAAUAGCACUUAAGUAACAUUUAAGACAAUAGGACUUAAGCAGAUGUUUAAUUUUAAAUGUGCUUAUCUGACCCAGGGCCAACAUACCUCAUAGAGGUAUUCUAUUUGAGAUUCUUCUUACCUCAUAAAGAGGAAGACGGCUAUUAUGGUGCCAUAUCAUGUCUUUAAGCUGUGGUUACCAUAGAUUUAAGUCUCAAAGCCAUUACAGAUCCGGUAUGCUUACUUUUGGUUUGCAAAAACAAAUGCUGCUUGCUAAUUCAGAAUAGUUACCAUUAACUGGUAAAAUGUUCUCAAAAAGAAAAGGAGUACUUGUGGCACCUUAGAGACUAACAAAUUUAUUUGAGCAUAAGCUUGCGUGAGCUCACAGCUUAUGCUCAAAUACAUUUGUUUGUCUCUAAGGUGCCACAAGUACUCCUUUUCUUUUUGCGAAUACAGACUAACAUGGCUGCUACUCUGAAACCUGGUAAAAUGUUGUGACUCUCCUGAGGUCACGGUGGAGUUAGAUAGCAUAAUGUGAGGGCCUGACUUUCAGUGGGGCAUCCAUUUAUUCACAUGCAGCUUAUCACAAGACUGUAUCUCCAUACACACCUUCUGUGCACUAACACCUGUUCACACAGAUAACUGAUACUAACACUGUAUAUGUACGCACAGUACUUUGUUCAGGCAUGUUUUAUCGUAAAGAGUUUUCAGUACAAAAAUUCCAAUACCUGUGUGAACAAGUGUUAGUUGACAAAACUGUGUGUGCUGGUGUGGACAAAUUGGAGGCCAAAGCCUGGAAAUCAGCUACGGUAACUAGGGCUCACUGUUUGUUGUUAUUGUUGUUAUGAUAGCUUUAAAGCAUGGUUCUCCUCUGAAUAGUGGCUGUAUAAAUGACAUUGUAGUGUUCUGCGGUGGUGUCUCUCAAUUAUUUCUUUAUGAAAUGUGCACCAUUGAAAAGUAGAAAAAAAAUCUUUAUAACUUCCAACUCUGCAAACUGAGCCUUUUGCCAUCUUAUGCAUCAUGGCCAGUAAUAAAAAUUCUGCAAUCCAAAUUUAUGCCCUCAUGAGACCUGUGCAGCCCCAUUGCCUUGAAUGCCUUUGUACAUGUAUAACUUAGCAGAUCUUAAUAAACAAUUCUGUUGCUGAGGUACAAGAUGGUCUUGUACAAGAUGGUAGCUCACUGAGUCUUGACUAACGCAAGACUAACCACAGGCUAACAGGCGUGAAAAGCUCUAGGAACUAAUUUUUGUCACUAAAAUGAGCAAAUAGACCUUGAAUGCAUGCAGUGCAAAUCUGUUGUAUAAGAAAGUGCUGUUUUUAUGUAAAAAGAAAAGGAGUACUAGUGGCACCUUAGAGACUAACCAAUUUAUUUGAGCAUAAGCUUUCGUGAGCUAGAGCUCACUUCAUCGUAGGCAUCCGAUGAAGUGAGCUGUAGCUCACGAAAGCUUAUGCUCAGAUAAAUUGGUUAGUCUCUAAGGUACCACCAUGUACUCCUUUUCUUUUUGCGAAUACAGACUAACACAGCUGCUACUCUGAAACCUGUUUUUAUAUAGUCACUUUUCAGAGUAGAACCACUCUUUAAACAUACCUUCUCAAAAAUAUUUUGAUUUAUUGCUUACUGGAGUCAAUUCAAUUAUACCUCCUCUUAAUUUGUACUUAAUAAGCUUAAUCAAUUAAGAUUUAUUACACUAGUAUAGUCUGGAAAUAAUUCAGUGGGGAGGUACUGCAUAACAGUGUUUGUGUGUAUCACACAAUAGUCAUAACUCAGGUGCAUAAUGAAGCAUCUAAAAAGUAUGCUCUCACAGUGUUAAUUUGCUUACAAUAAAGUUAACUUUCUAUAUAAUUUCUGAAGUUCUGGUAUGUGUUAUAUUAUAAAUUUGGUUUGAAAAUUAGCCCUCCUUUUUAGCAUAUUUUUCACAAUUUCUACCACAUUUUAUAGUAAUUUUAGUAACUUUAGAUUUAAGAGAGUCAUUAGGUCCUAGUAGAACCAUCAAUACUGUCCUUGAAUGGAUGUGUUACCUAGCAUUUUUAUUUCUGUAAUUGGCUCUCAGUGACCAGGUUAAGGAGCUGUUCAAAGAAAACUUGCCUAUGUGAGGGGAUGGAUGGGGGGGUUCUAUCCACAGCUCAGUUUUGACCUAACAUCUCUCUUUAAAUAGGAAAUAAGCUUUUUCCCUUUCACUGUUCCUGAGUGGUCAGUUCCUCUGUGAAAAGCAGCUUCCACUCAUUCUUUGUUAAUUUUGAGAUUGAAUUCACAGCAGACACUGGUAACUUAAAUACCACUUUUGGUCCAGUAAAAGAUAUUACCUCAUCCACCUUGUCUCUCUAAUAUUAUGAAACCAACAUGGCUACAACAACACUGCAUACAACUUUUGGGCAGAGCACACAAAAGCUUUGGAAUCCUUACAGUUUGGAGGGAUUUCACUUGUUAAAAACAAAUUCUAAGUAAAUACAAAAAUGUUCUUUCCGAGUUAGUUAAAUAUCUCUCCUCCUGUGUAUUUUCUUUUUCUGGGCAUCUCGGUAAGAAAGAGGGUACUACAGCUACCAAGUUGAAAGAGCUCUGUGUAAGCUCAAAAGCUUCUCUGUCACCAACAGAAGUUGGUCCAAUAAAAGAUGUUACCUCACCCACUUUGUGUGGUUUCAGCUGAGAGAGACAGUUAUGAAAUAAUUGCAGAUGAUGAAACCUUCAUUAGACAGUUGAAUUUUUCUUUCAUACCUGCUUUAUAAUGGCUAUGUGAAAAGCAUCGGUUGCACUUGGUUCUCAUUUUGGUGGACAUUUGUUCAAGAAAUAACACUUUUUGAUUGAAUUUGCCAAUUACAUAUUUUUACUAAUUAAUUGUAGUGGAUCUUGUUUACAUUCAGUUAGUUGAUUUCUACUUUAUGCUUGUAAACGUUUUAUAAUAAAUCAUAUGAUAUUUCUAUCUUUC